Messenger RNA from Mytilus californianus (California mussel), 675 nucleotides. Its product is annotated as Golgi-associated plant pathogenesis-related protein 1-like. NCBI's taxonomy places the organism in Eukaryota, Metazoa, Mollusca, Bivalvia, Mytilida, Mytilidae. The record is from RefSeq and is a predicted model, not a curated record. The coding region runs from base 66 to 611 and encodes 181 amino acids. The transcript is spliced from 4 exons. Gene Ontology annotation, cellular component: extracellular region.
UAGACGCAUGAAGUGUGCAGUACGUUACCAUUUCUAUUUAUUAAUGAAAAUUAACAUGCAGAAGAAUGAGUUGUUUCGGAUGCAGUCCUCAAUACCCAAGCGUCAAACAAUUUACAACUGAAGGUUUGCUCCUACACAAUAGCAUAAGACUCAAACAUAACGUUCCACCAUUAAAGUUUGCAAAAGAUCUAGUCCAACAUGCACAGGAAUGGGCGGAGUAUUUGGUUAAGACAAACCAAGACACUCCCGAGGUUCAGCAUCUUAGAAGAAAGAAUAUUGGGCAAAAUGUCACUUUAAAAGAUUCUUACGAGAAUUACGCCGUCGACUACUCAGCUGAAGAUAUCAUAAAAGAAUGGUACAGCGGGGUAGAUAUCUACCAGCCAUAUUUUGGAAGGGAACCACCACCAUUAGAAAUAAUCAAAGGUUAUGGACAUUUUAGUCAAAUGGUAUGGAAGGAUACAAAGGAAAUGGGAAUGGGUAAAGCUAUAGGAAACGACAGAACAGUAAUAGUAGCUUCAUACCGACCAGCUGGUAAUGGCCUUGGAAAAUUUACUGACAAUGUCAAGGAACCUGAUGACAAAGUUCUAAUAUUCAAGCAUUUCAAAAUGUAGAUUUCGUUAUGUUAAUGCAAAGUCAAUUGUAACAAUUUAACUUAAUUGAAAUUCAUGUUUCUUA